AAAUAUCACACACACAAUAUUUUUACCUUAAAUUACACUUUCUGCUUUAAAGUUUUUUUCUUUGCUAUAAAUAACUGAAACAAUUGUUCAGACCAAAUCAUUCUUUCUCCUCAAAAUUUUUCCAGUAUCUUUUUUUUCAUCAUUGUACCUUGUUGUCUAAGUGAUGAAUAAAUAAGAAAAACACCCCAUCCUUCAUAUAUAAUAUAGUCAUAUAUCAAUAUUUUUUUUCUGACACAUUAUUUAGUACUAUCUUUUUUUCCAAACAAACCAAACCCCACUUCCCAAAAUGCAUUUUCUGAUGUUGGUUUUCAAGAUUUUGUUAAUUUUGACAUUCUUUCAAGAACCACAAAAAGUAGCAUCAGUAGAGCAAAUUUGUGCUGAGGGUGAUAGGCUUGCACUUGUUGGAUUCAAAAGCAAGAUUGUUAAGGACACAACUGAUUUUCUGUCAUCAUGGACAGGUAAAGAUUGUUGUAGUGGAGGUUGGGAAGGUGUAGAAUGUGAUCUUGCUACAGGGAGGGUGAAAAGAUUGGUCUUGCAAACACCUUCUGAGAGUGACAAUAGUGUUUACAUGAAAGGAACAUUGUCACCAACUCUUGGUGAUUUGCAUUUCAUGGAGACAUUGAUUAUAAGUGGGAUGAAACAUAUUGGUGGUGGAAUCCCUGAGAGUUUGAAGAAUCUUACAACAUUGAAGCAACUAAUCUUGGAUGGUAAUUCAUUACAAGGGUAUAUCCCUUCUGGUUUAGGCCAUUUGUCAUCACUUCAGACACUUUCACUUAGUGGGAAUCAUUUGUCAGGACAGAUUCCUUCUAUAUUUGGAAACUUCAAGAAUCUGCAGCAGCUGAGUUUAGCAGGGAAUUUGCUGAGGGGGGCUAUACCAAUUGGCUUCAAGAAUCUUGUUGAUUUGGAGUCAUUGGAUCUGAGUCACAAUUUAGUGUCUGGUGUGGUGCCAGAUUUUUUUGGACAGCUUCAGAAUUUGACAUAUCUUGACCUUUCUAGUAACCAAUUGUCAGGGGAAGUUCCAAUUUCCUUGUGCAAUUUGCUCAAGCUUUCGUUUUUAUCACUUGAUCAUAAUCGAUUAACCGGGAGAAUUCCUAGUCAGAUUGGGAGGUUAAAGGCACUUACUGCUUUGUCAUUGAGUUCUAACAAGUUGACAGGCCAAAUCCCUGAAUCUAUUGCAGGAUUACCAAAUCUUUGGAACCUUAGUUUAUCUAGAAAUGGCCUUUUAGAUCCUUUGUCUAUUGCAUUCUCUAAAGGCCUUCCUUCUCUUUUGUCAAUUGACCUGUCUUACAACAGUUUCAAUUUAGGUACAGUGCCUGAAUGGAUUAGAAAUAGAGAACUUUCUGAUGUCAACUUAGCAGGCUGUAAGCUUCGUGGGACGCUUCCGAAUUUCACUCAGCCUGAUUCCCUGAACUCCAUAGACCUAUCGGAUAACGCCUUCACAGGUGGGCUAUCAAGUUUCUUUGCAAGAAUGUCAAGCUUACAAAAGGCAAAGAUCUCAAACAACCAGAUAAAAUCUGAUGCUGCUGGGAUCAAAUUGCCUGAUGGAAUUUCAUCUCUUGAUCUCCAUUCAAACCGGCUUUUUGGAUCUCUUUCGAGGAUGUUGAGCAACAAGACGAGCAAAUUCUUGGAAGCAAUCGAUGUCUCAAACAAUCAACUUUCAGGGAACAUCCCAGAGUUCGUCAGUGGGUUAAACCUCAAAGUGCUCAACAUAGGAAGCAACAAGAUUGCAGGUCAAAUUCCAACUUCAAUCUCGAAUCUUGAUAAGCUUGAGAGGUUGGAUAUAUCAAGAAACCAGAUUACUGGUACAAUCCCAACAAGUCUAGGAUCAGUGGUGAAGCUGCAUUGGUUAGACUUGUCAAUCAACAGACUUUCGGGGAAAAUACCAGAUAGCUUGUUGGGGAUUGAAGCAUUGAAACAUGCAAACUUCAGAGCCAACAGAUUAUGUGGAGAAAUUCCACAAGGCAGACCAUACAACAUCUUCCCUGCAGCUGCCUACGCCCACAAUUUGUGCUUAUGUGGCAAGCCUUUGCCAACUUGUAAGGGAAAGAAACAAGAGAAGUUGGGCCAGUAACUGCUGACACCAUUCAUAGGAAUUUGUCUGUUAUUAUUAACAAACAAACAGACCAUUUUUAUUUUAUUUUUUCAAAUUCUAGUACUACUUGUACAACUCUAUUAUGCCACAUUGCUAGUCAGUGUUACUUCACAUAAAUUCAAUAUGAAAUGAAUAAAUUCAUUUGACA
Messenger RNA from Capsicum annuum, 2240 nucleotides. RefSeq names its product MDIS1-interacting receptor like kinase 2. Gene Ontology annotation, molecular function: protein binding. The record is from RefSeq and is a predicted model, not a curated record. NCBI's taxonomy places the organism in Eukaryota, Viridiplantae, Streptophyta, Magnoliopsida, Solanales, Solanaceae. The transcript has a single exon. The coding region runs from base 287 to 2071 and encodes 594 amino acids.